Molecule: messenger RNA, 1186 nt
Organism: Cyclopterus lumpus (lumpfish)
Lineage: Eukaryota; Metazoa; Chordata; Actinopteri; Perciformes; Cyclopteridae
Gene: hoxd9a
Product: homeobox D9a
Exons: 2
Coding region: 61-855 (264 amino acids)
Biological process (GO): embryonic skeletal system morphogenesis; proximal/distal pattern formation; regulation of transcription by RNA polymerase II
Cellular component (GO): nucleus
Molecular function (GO): RNA polymerase II cis-regulatory region sequence-specific DNA binding; DNA-binding transcription factor activity, RNA polymerase II-specific
Source: RefSeq, a predicted model, not a curated record
UAGAGGGACGCUUCCCGUAACAGUUCAACCCUUAUUAUAUGAUAGGAAGGAGAUCAAAAAAUGUCUUCCAGUGGCACUCUCAGUAACUGCUAUGUGGACGCUAUCAUGGGCCAGGAGCCGGAGGAUGCGUACGGGGCUCGCUUUAUUCAGGCUCCGCACACGGUGACCCCGAGGCCGUCAGGUGCCGGGGACAACGCCGACUUCUCCUCUUGCCAUUUUGCACCAAAGUCCGCCGUUUUCUCCUCGUCUUGGCCCUCGGUUCACCCGCAGGGGAUUUAUCAUCCGUACAUGCACCACCAUCACCACCACCAGGCUCACCUCCCCGCCUCGGACGGCAGAUAUGUGGGCGUCCGCUCCUGGAUGGACCCCAUCUCCAACCACGUUUCGUUCGCCGGAUUUCACUCCAGCGGCCGCUCGUACGGAACAAAGCCGGAGGUCUCGCCACCGAAAGCGACAGAGUGCGACCGGCAGGAAGAAGAAGCUCGGCCGCUCGCCGGAGAAUUCGCGUGUGGAGUAUCGGAGUGUCAGGAAAAAGCGACCAAGGAGCACAGUGGAAGUGAACUUUCGAUCCACAGCGAGCCCAGAGAGGAGAAACAACAACUGGACCCGAACAACCCCGCAGCAAACUGGAUUCACGCACGCUCUACGAGAAAGAAGCGAUGCCCGUACACCAAAUAUCAGACUUUAGAGCUGGAGAAGGAGUUCCUCUUCAACAUGUAUUUGACCAGAGACCGACGCUUUGAAGUGGCCCGCAUACUCACUUUAACCGAGAGACAAGUGAAGAUCUGGUUCCAGAACCGGAGGAUGAAAAUGAAGAAGAUGAACCGGGAGAGGAGCGGCAGAGAGCUGCUAUGAAAAUCACUGCCCUUUGACACAUUUGUAUACCAAGGAAGCCAUCUGAACAAUUAAAUUGAUUUUGGUAGGAGCAUCGGUAGCCAUUUUUUGUAGACCCUAUAGAGUAAUAUUGCGUGUUGGCCUCGACGUCGCAUAUGCAGGAAUGUGUCUUUGUGACAUUCAGACUGGACAAAUACUGAUUCAUCUGAUAUUUUCAGUUUUGCCUUUCACUCAACCGCAAUAGCAGGUUUGUCAGAUUUGUUGAGCCUCCAUUGUCUGCAGGAACCGUGUAUAUGUGUAAUGCUUAUGGUUGUUAAGAAUUUGGAGUUGUAUAUAAAAAACAUUUUCAAGC